Castor canadensis (American beaver) is the source of this 2128-nucleotide messenger RNA. It is a transcript of the gene Gpatch4, whose product is annotated as G-patch domain containing 4. Gene Ontology annotation, molecular function: nucleic acid binding. Gene Ontology annotation, cellular component: nucleolus. Lineage: Eukaryota; Metazoa; Chordata; Mammalia; Rodentia; Castoridae. The record is from RefSeq and is a predicted model, not a curated record.
GCACUUCCGGGAAGAUGGCGGCGCGCAGGGCCGCUGUGGCACGUGUGUCCGCGGAGAGGACCCGUCCAUGACGGAUGAUGCCACCUUUCCUUCCCUGGUGAGAGCCUGACACAGAGUGCCCAUCAUGAGUGUGACUCCAGAGGUCAAGAGUCGUGGGAUGAAGUUUGCUGAGGAGCAGUUGCUGAAGCAUGGAUGGACUCAAGGCAAAGGCUUGGGCCGGAAGGAGAAUGGCAUCACCCAGGCCCUCAAGGUGACACUGAAGCAAGACACUCAUGGGGUGGGGCACGACCCUGCCAAGGAGUUCACAAACCACUGGUGGAAUGAGCUCUUCAACAAGACUGCAGCCAACUUGGUAGUGGAAACUGGGCAGGAUGGAGUACAGAUACGGCAUCGUUCUAAAGAGACUACCUGUCAUAAUCACCCCAAGCCCAACUUGCUGUAUCAGAAGUUUGUGAAGACAGCCACACUGACUUCAGGCGGAGAGAAACCAGACAAAGAUUUGGAGAGCUGCAGUGACGAUGACAACCAGGGACCCAUACCUCCAAAGAUUCUGACUGAUGAAAUGCUGCUCCAAGCUUGUGAGGGGCGAACAGCAUACAAGGCUGCCCGUCUUGGGAUCACAAUGAAGGCCAAGCUUGCUCGGCUAGAGGCCCAGGAGCAGGCCUUCCUGGCUCGUCUCAAAGGCCAGGACCCUAGGUCCUCUCAACCACAAACUGAGAGUAAACCCUCUCAAAAAAAGAAAAAAAGGAAGCAGAAAGAGGAGGGAAAGGCUACAGGAACUGAAAAGAAUAUAGGUGAGGAACACCUGGAACACAAUGACAAGAGCUUCAGAAAAAGCAAGAAGAAGAAAAGGCAACAUCAAGAACAGGUCUUAGAGGAGAGGGAACAAACAACUAUAGGGAGUGAGGAGGAAGAGGUUAUACGAACAAGUGGGUUUGGGGAAUUGAAGAGCAGAGAACAAUCUGAUCAGACUCUCAGGACAAAGAAGAAAAAGAAGAGGCAGCACCAUGAAGUAGAGGAGGAGACGGGGGUCUUCACUGAAGGAGGAACAGGGAAGGAGGCUGCAAGUGGUGUCAGGACAAAGGUGAAGAGCAAAGCACACACUGACCUGUGCAGCAGAAGCAAGAAAAGGCAACAGCAUGAGGAGGACUUAAACACAGAGGAUGAAAAAAGGGAGGAGACUGCUUCAAGUAGCGGGAUUAGGGAAGCAGAAAGCAGAACGGGCAGUGAAAGAGGAAGCAAAAAGAAAAGACAGCAGUGUCAGGAAGAGGUCUUAGUUGUAAACCAUGAAGAUAAAGAUGGCAGGACUAGGGAAACAGAGAGCGUAAGUAAGAGGCAGACAAAUCUAGAGGAGAAGAGAGCUGGAGUCAACACUGAGCAGAGAUUCAAAAAGAAGAAACAGAGGAAGAAAGACUGAAAGUCUGGUCAAGGUGGGGCUUAAUCAAUUUCCAGUUGUAGUGUCAGAGGCCUGGGUCAAGGCAGGUCUUCAGCACACUCUCCUACAUGAGGAUUCCCUCCCAAGAAAGAAACUGAACUCUGUAAUACCAGAUUUUGAGAGGAGAAAGCCAACAUGCUUUAUCUUAGCUGAGAGAGAGUCCUAGUUCCCUCUGCAGCUUCUAACCCAGACAGCAUGCACUCCAGUGCUUCCAGGAGCCAGGCAGCUGAAGGACAAUGAGUACUGGGGGCUGUGGGAAGAGGAACGCAGUGAGGGGCAUCUGCGUUUGAAGGAACAUCCCUGCUAAAUUAAGAAGCUGAAAACAGACUUUUGUGAAAUGUCUGGAUUUAAUUAUUGUGAAGGCUAAGGAAAACAAUUUUAGGUCUGUGGGCUAGAUUCAGCUCACAGGCUGCCAGUUUCUAACUGUCUUGGAUGAUUAUGAAUAAAUGUCAGCUUGGGCUCCUAGCCUACAAAUAAGUCCUAACUGGCAUCUCUGUUCCCAGACUGAGAAUGACUUGAGCACAAAUUAGAUUUUCCUUGGAGACCUCUGAAGAAAUUUCUUGUUAACUUCCUGGGUCUUGCUACACUGACGUAAACAGAAGUAGUUUAGAGAUGUCAUCUCCCUGUGUGUACCAAAUGGAAUAAGCCCACGUAAAGGCAUCUAACAGUUAUUUUUCGUUGCUUCCAAAUGCC